AUAUAAAGAGUUUAUUUGUGGAAUUUUAAUGCUUUCUAAUUCUAUUUAGAGAUAUAAUUUUACCAGAAUUUUCAAGUAAAGUUCCCUUUCCAGAUUUUGAUGUUGGAAAAUCAAAGGGUGCAAUAUGUUCUUGCCGCAGCAUUUUCUUCAUACUGCUUUUUAAUUAAAUUUUACUUUAUCAAAAAAAAAAGAAAAAAGUAGGGUGCAAUAUGUGGCAAGUUUUCCUUAGUAUUUCUUUCAUUACAAAUACAUACUAUUCAAUACGUUUCAAUUUAUGUGAUACACUUUCCUUAUAAGUCUGCUCCAAAAAGAACGACACGUACAUUUUUAUAUUUGGAAAAAAUUAAUUUAAACUUCCCAUUUUACUCUUAAUAAAAAGCUUUUAUAGCCACACAAAUGUUAGCAUGUUUAUGACCAUAAGUUUCAAAAGUCUUAUAACCACAUAAAUGUUAUGACAUAUUUAAGAUUACAAGUUUCAAAAAUCUUUAUCUUUUUUUUAAAUUCCGUGUCAAAUCAAACUAUGUCGCAUAAAUUGAAACGAGGGGGUAGUUGCUAUCGAUUUACUUUAGAAAGUAGCUUUCAUCUUAUAGCAUCUCGCUUGUUGUGGAAAAUACGUUGUUGGUUUGGUCUUCAAUGGGUAAUGCCAAGCAUGGUCAAAGAAGUUCCGUUUGGCUGGACCUUAGUUGCUCCACGAGCACUGAUGUGGACCGUAUGGAGAGAGAGUAAUAGGAUUGCUUUUGAUAGAAUUGAGAAGGAUUUUGUACACUUGAGGAGUAGCCUUUUAUCCCUUAUUUCCUUUUGGCGCACCCACACGAUUCCUGUAGUUAUAGAACAUCGUUCGUGCAGAACCAUAGUUUUUUGUGCAUUGAGGGUGAAGGAUAGAUAGUUGUAAGAGAUUAAUAACCUGAAAAUAUGGGUACCAGAUCUAGUAAAGACUAUUGUUUCACUAAUCUUUAACCAAAUUCUGAGGAUUAGAGAUCAAAGAUUAUAAGUAGUGAAAAACCAUAUGUAGUAACAUUGAUGACAUGAGCAUGAAAUAGACACAAUGCUUUUUAAAGCUACAAAAAACUCUCAAAUCUCUUUUUAUAUGAUCAAUUCAUAGAAUCGAUUGAGAUUUGAGACAGUGAUGACUGAAAAUCUACCUGAUGUUCUCUCUGUUUUUGCCUUCCUUUUUGCAACUUUAUUGAUCAUAUUAUAUAUACCAUUGACGUCUUGCAACUUGCAGCUUUCAGGUCAUAAUUGGAAUAGAAUAGAUAUGGCUUAUGCUAGUAUUGCUUCUCUUAUGAGAACAAUAGAACUACUCUUGACAUCCAAUUCGCCAAUGCAAUCUCUAAUUUGUGACUACAAAGAAGAAUUUCUCGCUCUUCAGGGAAAAGUUAGUUCUCUGGAAGUAUUUCUCAAGAAUUUUGAGAAAAGCAAUGAUACUGAGAAAAUGGCAUAUUUGGAAUCGCAGAUAAAAGACGUGACAAAUGCUGUGGAACACACAAUUCAACUGAGACUAACAGAAGCUGUAAUGGCAAAUGAUGAAAUACAGAAAGAAAAGGAACAUAAGAGGCUUUUUGAUAGCCUAAAACAAGUAGCAGAGGAGAUUGAUCAUGUCCAGAAUGAGUCACCAAACAUUCAAGAUUAUAAUACGGCCAGCCAUUAUCAAAGGAAAUGGUUGCUGGAAAAACUGACACAAUAUGGUGGCUCGUCUGGUAACCUCAAAGUCAUCUCAAUCAUCGGGAUGGGGGGCAUUGGUAAAACGACUUUAGCAAAAGAAGUUUACGAUUAUGAAUCAAUUCGAUCUCAUUAUGAUGUUCGUGCCUGGACUACUGUAUCUCAACAUUAUAAUGUAAAAGAUAUCCUGGAAAGCCUUCUGCAUUCCACAAUGCGUGACAGAUUUUACAUGGGUGACGAGUCAGAGCUAGCAGACAUGCUACGAAAAAGUUUAAUAGGUAGGAGAUAUUUAAUUGUCAUGGAUGACAUGUGGAGCAGUAACGCAUGGGAUGACGUGAGACAUUGCUUUCCAAGUUACAACAAUGGGAGCCGAAUAUUGUUGACUACCCGUAACAAAGAAGUAGCUUAUUAUGCUGGUACAGAGAAUCUUUCUUUGCAGAUGAACCUCAUGGACCCAGAUGAGAGUUGGAACCUUGCCAAAAGUAUGGUGUUUGCAAAUGAAGCAUUUCCAUAUGAGUUCGAGACUAUUGGGAAGCAAAUUGCAGAGUAUUGCACAGGGUUACCACUAGCUAUUCUCGUGAUUUCUGGGCUUCUCUCCAAAUCUAAAAGGACAGUAGAAGAUUGGGAAAAUAUUGCUGAAGAUGUCUUGUCAUUUGUCACAAAAGAUCCAUAUGAACGAUAUGUACAUGUGCUUGGGUUGAGUUACAAUCACUUAACCAGUGACCUAAAAGCAUGCCUUCUGUAUUUUGGGAUUUUUCCAGAAGACAGUGAGAUUUCGGUGAAGAGUUUGGUGAGAUUCUGGAUGGCUGAGGGCUUCCUGAAGUCAGAAAAAGAUUUGGAAAGAGAGGCUGAGAAGUGCUUACAAGAUCUUAUUGACAGACAUCUAGUUCUUGUCUGCAAGAAAAGUUUGGAUGGCACAAAAAUUAGAUCAUGUAAGGUUCAUGAUCUAAUACAUGAGCUGUGCUUGAGAGAAUUAACUCAAAGCCAAGACAUUUUUGUCAUGAAAGACAUUGUUUUUGAUAAAUCAUAUGAAGAUGAUGAUUUGGAUGAAGGUGAUGAUUCGGGUGGAGAUGGAGAUUCAGAUGCAAAAAAAGCUCAAAGCCAUGCUUUUCCUCUAGAGAGUCAUCAUCUCAGUACACAUAAAAUGCAGCCCUUUAAGCGAUGGACUGAUGAUGGAAUGUGUUUGGCCCUUCUUACUCCCGAACAUGAUCAUUUGAUAAGCAGGCAGACAGAUGAUGAUGAUUACACUCUCUUGAAACGAACUCGUUCCAUUUUCUCUUUUUGUCUUAAUUCAACUUUUACUAUAAAUCCAGAGCUUAUUCAUUUUAGUUUACUUAGAAUCUUGGACUUGGGUACCACAAAGUUAAUAAGUUUCCCUCCACAUGUACUAUGUCUCAUUUGGUUGAGGUACCUAGCAUUGUCUGGCACUGGCGAGGAUUUUUACGUUCCUCCAGAAAUUUGCAGAUUAUGGAAUCUGCAAACACUCAUUAUUGUUAAAUUGAAUUUUCCUGGAGAUGUGACUUUUACGGAGAAAAUUUGGGAACUAAUGCAAUUAAGGCAGCUCAGACUACAUAAAUUUUAUUUGUCAAAUCCUCCAAGGGAAUCUGAUGACGAGGAGAGCUACUUGGCUUUUUCAAACAUACAUACUAUUUCUGGCUUGUCUCCAAGUAGUUGCACAAAGGAGGUUAUUUCAGGGAUUCGGAAUGUUAAGAAGUUAGUAAUCUGUGGAUAUGCCAAUGACUAUGAAAUCUUUCAACGAUCUGGACUUUUCAACAAUCUUGCCCAUCUGCAUCAACUUGAAACAUUGAGUGUUGAACUUGUUCGUAAGUGGGACUCACCAGCGACUAUUCCAAGUAUAGCAGCUUUUCCAGCAACACUGAAGAAGUUGAAGUUGGUCUCAACUGGUGUAAACUGGGAGGACUUGAACAUCGUAGGUGAGUUGCCUAACCUUGAGGUGCUGAAGCUGAUGCGGAACGCUUGUAUUGGCAAAGAAUGGUAUCCAAUUGAAGGAGGAUUUACUCGAUUGAAGCUUUUGCUAAUUGUGCAUUGUGAUCUCAAGUACUGGAAAGCCACAGAUAUUUACUCACUGCAACUCAUUGAGUUAACUGACUGUACAACCGAACUCGAGGCUUCUGCUGCACGAAUUCAACAAGAACAAGAAGACCUUGGAAUCAAACCCGUGGAUGUUCGUAUCUCAUCUAAUUAAAGCGGAAGUUAUUUGGGAAAAUGACACUUUAUAGCCACUUUCAAUAUAAUAGUAAAAAAAAUGUAUAUAUUUUGUAUACUUUUUGUAUAGAUAUACAUUUUGUAUGUUAUAUAUAAAAAUUAUACAAAUUUUAUACACUUUUGGCUAUUGAAUGUAAAUAGUUUCUGGCACGGGCUAGAAGUGAUAAUACCCCAAGUUAUUUCGAUUCAGAGCGACAUUAGCUAAGGUAUUUAAGAGCAGAAGGAUUGAAGUUCAUUGUUCCAAUUUAUCAUUACGUUACCAGGUUUUAGCAAUACUAUAUGGUUUUCAAGGAGAUGUUAUGUCUCUAAAUUGUAAUAAUGGGUCUAAGUUUUAUAUUACCAUACUUUGAGUUUGCAGAA
Molecule: messenger RNA, 4245 nt
Organism: Nicotiana tabacum (common tobacco)
Lineage: Eukaryota; Viridiplantae; Streptophyta; Magnoliopsida; Solanales; Solanaceae
Product: putative late blight resistance protein homolog R1A-3
Biological process (GO): defense response to other organism
Molecular function (GO): ADP binding
Source: RefSeq, a predicted model, not a curated record